Molecule: messenger RNA, 1695 nt
Organism: Rotaria sp. Silwood2
Lineage: Eukaryota; Metazoa; Rotifera; Eurotatoria; Philodinida; Philodinidae
Source: the annotation of a GenBank genome assembly
AUGAAUGCAAAUUCGAAUAUGAAUUUAGAAACGUCGAAAACUCCUAGUCAAGAUGGACAAGGUCGAUGGUAUGAAUUAUUAUCACCAACACAAGUGCUGACAGGACAACAACAACAACAAGAAGCACAUAUGGGUGAACAACCUAUAAAAAAGAAAAAAUGCCGUGGUGAUCGAAAAGCACAACGUCGACGUCGACGACUUCGACAAAAAGGUGUAUAUUCUGAAACAAUAACACGAAAUGGUGAUCAAGAACUUAAUGUUCAACAAUUGGAACAACAUGAUCAAAUAAUCGAAGAAGAUUUACCAGACAAAAUGCAAGUGAAUGAACCAUCUGAUCAAAUUCCGCCUACAUCACAAAAUAAAAUUCAUCACAAUGAUAGCAAAAUGAAAAAAUCCACAAAACGUAAAAGAAGAGAUAGAUCAUCACAACCACCAUCGACUACAAUUCAUGAAUCUAUAAGUCAAUUAACUAUUUCUCCACCAUCACCAAAAAAACAAAAAAUGACAAAUAAUGAAAUGAAACAAGCAACUACAAAUGGAACAUCAAAAAAGAAAUCUAAUAAAGAAGAUAAUGUUAAUAAUAACUCUUCUUAUGUACCUGAUUAUUUAAAAGUAUCGAAUCGUAUUUUUAAACAAAUGUUAAUUAGUUCAUUAGACAAUGCUAAAGAUAUUGUUAAAAGAUUAAACUCAAAAGAAAAAAUUAAUUAUAUUCGUCAAUAUACUUGCUUAAUACAUCGUCUAUUUUAUGUACAAUUACAAGAAAGUCAAUGGAAAUAUUAUUAUGAUAUUGGAAUGCAAGAAAAUAUUUGGUCAGGACGUGUAUCCAAGAAAUGGGCUGCCAUGAAUAGUAUGAAUUAUACUUAUGGUCGAUCAAAAACAUUAAUUUUACAACGCCUUAAAACUAUCCAACGACAACUUCAACAAGCAUCACAAGCAUUACAAAAUUUUGGUAAUCAACCAUUACCUGCAUGUAUAUCAGAUAUGAAUCCUCCAUUAGAUUUUACAAAACUGAACGGAAUUGUUACAGCUGUUGUGCGCAAAGGUCAACAUAAAUUAACACAACAAUUUGAACAUAAUAAAAAAAUGUUAAUGCUUGACUCAACAGAUCAUCGUCUAGUACAAGAAGUUUAUGAUUUGAAACCAAGUCAACAACAAAUUCGUUGUAUUCGUAAUAUUUGGAAAGCAAUUGAAAAUAAAAAACAAAUGGAAGAACAAAUUCAAAUAUUAAAGCAUCGUAUUCAUUCUAAUUGUUUACCACCUGCAUUCAAUUUACUUGAUUAUUCGCUUGAUAGAAUUGAUAAAAUACUUAGUCGAUCCAAACAAGAUUAUAUGCAGAAUAAUGAUAGCAAACAACAAACAAUAUUAAAUGCACGUCGUUUAAAAAAAGUUGGUCGAUUUAAAUAUGAUAUGCUUGAAUUAAGUAUAGCUGCUGGCGAAGAAAAAAUUCGAUAUUAUGAUAAACUAGUGAAAAAAGAAAAAACAAAAUUAAUUAAUGUCACUAAUAAGUUAAAGAAUGAUAAUUCAACUUCUGAUAUUUUUAAACAAUUAAUGGUAUCUAUGGAAGCACGUGAAAAACAUAUGAUAGAACGUGCUGAUUAUAUUUCACAACAACGAUUAAAAUCUUUUUUCGACGAAGCUCCGGCACCACAACAAGAUAUAAUGAACAACGAUGGUGUCGGAGCAAAUCAACAUUAA